UUCUUGGUCUUGAAAGAGCAAUCGAUACAGCAGUGGAGAGCAGACUGCAUUGUAAGUUAGACAGAAAACCACACAAGCUGGACACUGUAUCUGGCUUUUUGUUUUACAGCAAAAUGAUUCCAGGCUUUAGGAACACAGCUUCAAUUUCCCAAAGAGAAAAGGAAUAACUAAAAGUGGAAGGUCUGAGUUAAAAAUAAAGAAUUCAUCUCUGCUCUUUUUUCACUUGUCACUGAGGAAUUGAAAUGCCACCUGCAUGUUGACCAAUGGCUGAGAUAAGAGAAACUCUGGGGAAAAUAAGAUUUCAGCUCACAAGUGGUGUUGGUGUCUGCUGCCAGCCCUGUCUGAGCUGUGCAGCAGAAUUCUCUGCUUGUCAGUAUGUUGCUGAAGGUUUCUGGUGGUAAAUCCUGGGGUCACAGAAUGAGUGGGGGUUGGAAGGGGCCUUAAAGAAAAUCCUCUAACAAACUGUUUACCUCCCCUGCCUUUUGUAGAAAUGAAGAACCUGAGGCUGUUCCCUGUGAGAUCACUGGGAUGAACACACUGCUUCAUGCCCCUAUCCAGGCACUGGUGCAGCAGACUGAGUGGUAUGAUGCAGACAAUGCCGCUCAAAGACAAAACAGGCACAACACCACCUUCAUCUUUUCAGAGGAGAAUGAAAUGGAUAUGACAGCCAGUCACACCGCUGUCAUCACACGUAACCUGAAGAACAACCAGGCUGACAACACUGAGAAAAUAGAUAUCAAAUCCUUUCUGGCAGGGUUAAACUCUAACAGUGGGAACGCAGAAGGGAGCAAAGAAUUGCAGUGCUUCUCUGAUCCUACAAGCCAUUUGUGUCCAUCUUCAGAACAGAAAGAAGAUGAUGCUACUGUAAAAAAAAUAGACUUCAAUGAAUUUUUGAUGAGCCUGAAGUCAAACGAGAAGACACUCACCCCUGUGGAGGGCCCUGAGAAAGAGAAUGUUUUCUUUAUCCCUUCUCAAGUCCCAGAAGCUGUGGCACCAUCAUCAGUGGAAUUUGCAUAUUCCCAUGAGCCACUGGACACCUGCAACGUGACCAAAGUCUUUAGAGAGGAACAUGAUGGGAUGGAAGUGACCAAAUGCCAAGGAUCUUUUGUCAAAGCCAUGUUUUCUUCUCAAGCUCCACCACAGCAAUUACAGUGUGAGGAUGUCACCAGGGCCUUUGCAGAUGAUGGGAUGGAUAUGACAACCAGUCACACUGCAAAGGUGUCUUUUCCCUCCUCCAGUGUUGGGAAUCAAAGUCCAAACUUCCAAAAGGAUUUCCCAUCCACAGGGUUGGACAAUUCCACGUUAGAGAGACCAUCUCAUCAGAACUUAAUUGUUCAGCAGGACGCUCAGCUUUGCACAGACAGAAAACCACUUCAAGACAGGCGAGAUCCCACUGUGCUGCGAGCUGCUAAACAAGAGGCCAGAGCAGUGGGCACCAUCCCAGGAACUGUUUCUUCUGAGACUGUCUUCCGAGGUGAUAAAACCGUUGAUGUGUCUAAAUGUGAGGACAUCGAAAUAACUAGGAAUUACACAGAUGUCAUCUGUAGUGACAGUACCAAAGAAAUGAACAGUUCACAUCUUAAAGCUUUUGAAAAGCCAGUUAAUGCAAACACUGUGCUGGCAGAACACAGCCAUGUGGCACGUGAUGGUAAGGACAUUGCAAAGAGCCUGACAGCUUCAGAUCAUGGAGCUCCUGUGUUGUAUAAAGCCAGCGCACUUGAAGUGCCCUCAGGCUCGGAUGAACUAAUAAAGAAAGUGUCCCAGGAUCAUGGGAAUGCUGCAGCAAAUGCUGGCUUUGAUUCCUGUACAAAUCCAGCAUCCUGUGGGGUUCCCAAGAGCAGACUCCAGCACAGGCUAGGGAACUCGCAGCUUGUUUCCCUGCCAGGUGAGAAGACAGUGAUAUUCUCAGGAGAAGACAUGGACCUGACCAAGGCUUGUGUUGUCAAGGAUGGAGAGAAUGCUGAAAGCGAACGUCCCACUGGAGUGUUCACCUCUGUCCCCUGCAAACCUCAUUUUCUUGGUAACAAAUCUACAUGUCCCAGUUCAGAUGAGCAGGAAGAAAUGGAAAUAACCAAGUGCCAUGCUGUUGUCAUUGAUGAUCACGGCAAGAAGAUAACUGCAGAAGCAGAACAAAUGCAUUGUAAAAUAAUUCCAAGAAAGAACCAGAACACAAAUGUCAGUGAAGGUGCAAAUUAUUCAGAUACGGACAAGGAAAAUCGUGAGGUGAUCAGUACCAAUGGGAAUGUUAAAAGAAGCCAGGCUGGGAAAUUGAAUACUAUGGAUCUUGAGAUGGCUGAGAAGCAGCUUGGAAAACCAAACUUUCAAGCAAGUGGUGCAGGUUCCUGUGCAAAGACUGCAUGUCCAUUGCAGCAGCAAAAGAGAGAAGUCCCUGAGAACAGUAUCGCCAAAUCCUGUGCAUUUGUGUCUUUGCAAAGUCAAAAAGUUAUGGCACAACCUUUGGGAAAAAGCCUUCUAAAUGCUUCAGUUUCCAGCACAAAUGACAGAACAGGCACAUUUUCAGGUGAACAAAACAGCAACAUGGCCAAAACUCAUCCUCCUGCCUUUGCUGCUGCUCCUGUGAAUGCAGUACAAGAACAUGGGAAUAAUCAUAACAACAGUAAAGUGUUAUCCCAGCCGCAGCAGAACCAGACCUCCCAGUGCUCCACCAGUCCUGGUGUAGAGGUCAUGAGUCAGACAGCACCAGCAGAACGUGUGGCUUUGAAAAUGAACACCAAUAAUCAAACUGUUACUCCUUUGGCUCCAAAUGGUUCAUUUAUUCCCAGUAAUGAGCCUGCUCCCUCUGGAAUGAAAGGGAAUGAACAGCGUGGAACAGCAUUAGGACUAAAUGCGAGUGGCCAAAGCUCAGGCAAGCAGGAGAAAGAUUCUAGGAGAGGUUUUGCAGUGGGUAAAACAGUUUCUUCUGAGGAGGCUUUUAAAAGUCCCCAUGGAGCUGGUGGCCUGUGCUUGAGGGGUGCUGAGGAGCCAGUUGAGGCCCCUGCCUCUGAGCCACACAUGGGACAUGCCCAAGUGCCUUCGUUCUUUGGGAAGCCAGUUGUGUUUCCCUCUGGUGAAAACAUGGACUUGACAGGAAACAUCACUGCUGCUUUAUCAGCAGGAAAAGCAGUACCUGGAUUCAGUGUCCAGGAUGAAAACAAAAUAAUGUCCUUAAGUAAAGGGGUCACAAUGACAGUGAAUCCUCAGGAGCAGCCUGUGUGUGAUGUGCACUCCUUGGCAGCUGGCAAGAAAACAUUAACCAUGGGUGGUUUAAAACAUCUGCCUCUUCCAGAUGAGACCAUAUUCUCAGAAGAUGCUGACAUGGACAUCACCAGGAGCCACACAGUGUCAGCAGACAACAAAGUAACUGUGCAGCUUAGAAGUUCCAAUGAUGACCUAUCCUUAAUUGCUGGAGAUCAAACUUGUGUUUUUACCUACAAUAAUGAUAUGGAAAUAAGUAGACUGGCUACUGCUACAAUUGCUAAACCUAUGGAAAAGGCUGGGUCUCUAGGAAUACUUAAAACAGCUAAAAGGGCUGGAAGGAAAAGCUUGACGGGAACAGCAGGGGAAAAGACUGUUUUGUUUUCACUGAAUGAUGACAAUAAUGACAUGGAGAUCACAGAGAGCCAUACAGCUGCCAUAGGCCAUGAAAUGGUCUUGCAGAAUGAGGCAGGGCCUCAAUCCCUCUCUUCAGCUCAUCCCAUUAAAACUGCUGUGUUCACAUGCAGUCAGGCUGACACGGACACUAUCAGGUCUUGCUCUGCUGAUAAAAUUGCUGUAAAAGUUGCAUGUGAUGAUAAACCAAAGUGGGAUAAGGUGGCUGGAGACCAAGUGCUUUCAAAUGGUGAAGCUACUGUGUUUGCUCUGGAUGAUAUGGACGUCACCAGAACCCAUCAUGUACCUGUGGAAGAGGAUCCCUUGCCAGGUAGGCAGCUCUGUGGGGCUGCUCCUGUGACUCCCACAGUGAUGUUCACAAGUAACCAGGCUGAGAUGGAAAAAACUGAGUCUCACCCUGUUGAUCAAAGUGUUGCAAGAGGCUUUUGUGAGGACAGACUGAAAAUGGCCCAACAGCUUGGACAGGAGGUAGGUUCCAGAACUGUCAUUUUCACUUCGGCUGAGGACAUGGAGUUUACUAAAGCUCAGACAGCGGUGAUGCAUGGUGAGAUGGUGCUGUACAGGGAGCCCAUCCCAGCCAGGUCUGCAGCUCCUGCUGAUAAAACCAUUGUGUACACCCACAACCAGGAUGAUAUGGAAAUAACUGCAUCCCACACUGUUGCUGUUAAUAACAAUAUCAGUGGAUUGGACCAGGAGGCAUCAGAGAAGAGCACUCAGCAAGCAGACUUGCAUUGUGGCUUGUCUUCUUGCAGAGAUGAAACAGAUUCCUCACAUCCAGGAGACCUGAAUGGUGAGUGUCAUCCAAAAUCUGAGGAUGAGCCCACCAUUUCCUCUUCUGCCUCAUCAGCCUCAGUGUUCCCGAGCAAGAAAGGAGCUAUCCCAGUCCCCAGUGACACACCAGCAAAUCCUGUGUGUUCUGUCUCACCUCCAGAAGAGACCAUGGGUGUGGGGGCACCACAGGAUGUGAACCUUCCCACGGAUAAUUCUGUCCCUGUGAGCAGGGAGCAGGAUCUCAUUCCACCAGAAACCCUGAACUUAAAGCGAAAAUCUUCCAAACUUCCAAGUGAGGGUCCCACGGAUUGUGGGGAGGGAAGUGGUGAUCUGGCAUCCCAUGUUUCACUUCCCAGUCCAGCAGCGAAACGUUCUCCAGAUGCAUGUAGUUCACAGGGAAACCAAGCACUAGAAGAGGACUCAUGUAGAGGUGAAGAUUUAGCUACAGACUUGGGCUUGGCUGGAGCAAAUCUUGUUACUGUCUCUAACAAGGAGUCAAAGGAAAACCAGGGGCUGUCAGCUGAAGGGGAGACACCACCAAAAGACUUUCACAUCAACUCUGACCAAACAAAGCAACUUGUGGUCAGUGACGGUCCAAGAAACCGAGCAGGCCCCACUCGUGCCUCUGACUUCUCAGGUAUCUUAAAUAUUUGUUCAAAACUGAGGAAUAUUAGAAGGAAAUCUGCAGUUUUCCCUCUUUCUGAAACUGCUCUUUCUGUCCAGUUGCCCAGUUCCUCAGCUCAGCCAGAGGAUACUCUGAGGGUAGGGAAAAAUACUGUAAAUGAACCAAGUAACACCAAAGAGCAGGAGGACACAUGCCUUGAAUCUGGAGCUGCUCCCACAGGUGCACAUUUAGGUGUGGCCUUAAAGGGUCCAUACCAAGGAAUAAAUGUCCCUCUGGGUAUCUUCCAGCCUAAGUUACCCAACAGAAGGAACCCUUCUGUUUCUAGUGACCAAGACACAAAUACAAAGUCCUCAGACAAAAGAGAAGCACCAGUUGCAGAAGUAACCACUGGUGAAACCCCACAUAACAAGAAGCCUGUGUGGCAGAACUUCAGCCCCUCUCAGUUUAUAGCAGAAGAAUUUCUUCCUGUCUGCCUGGAAGAAAUGGAUUCAAAUGAAUCUGAAAGCUCUAUGCUCGUGGAAAAUAAGUGCAAUGAGAUAAGCAAAACCCCAGUCUCCCAUGAUGAAAAGAAUCAAACUGAGGAGACAAAACCUUGCAACACAAAAAGAGCUUUGGAACAAGAUGAGGAGCACCCUCAAAGUCCAAAGAAGACCAAGAGGGAUGAAAACUUGCAUGGUGAGGCCUCUCAACACCUGCAGGUGACUCUUGGUGCUGUGUCUCAAAGCCAAGCAGAAGUUGCUGAAGGUGAAGAUCCUCCAAACCUCUCAGCUAAAAGCCCUGAUUGUACCCAUGCCAGCACCAGCAGCUCUCUGGAUUCUGUUAAGGCUGACACAGAACUAACAAAGUUAAUGAGCCUAGGUUCAUAUUUCUAUAGGAACAUUAUUAACCCAAGCAAUGUGCCCCCUCUCUUUGUUUCUUGGUUAGUCCAACGGAGCAGUAAGAUGGAGUCUCAGCUUUUCAAUGACAGCAUCUGUGAGGAUAACUUACGGGAGAAAUUUCGGAGUGGUGUUAUCACAGUUGGGGAGUUCUUUACACUGAUUCAAGUCCACGUUCCAAUUCAGAAGCCUCGGCGGAGCCAUAUUCCAGCCAGUGUUGCAGUCAGUGCAGCUCCUACCCCACAAGACCUCAUGUACAGCCAGUAUGUGCAUCGCCCCAAACUGCGUAUUUAUGAAGAAGAUUGCCAGUCCCUUUCUCAGCUGAUAAAGGAGUUAAAACCAUGUGCAAAUGUCCAGGAUCAGCUCCUGGUGAAUGUGAAUAAGACUUUGUGGGAAGUAAUGAGAACCUGCUCUGAUGAACAGCUGAAGAACUUUGGAGCAGAAAUGAACAAAAUGAAAUCCUACUUCACCAAGGAGAGCAAAAUCUUGGGUCACAACCAGAAGGUGACUUUGUACAGCAAAUUGCUUCAGAGUGCACAGGAACAACGUGGGAAGCUCCAGUCCAGAAUAGAGCAGGUGGAUGGAUUGCUGAAGGAGGCAGAGAGCUGUCUUGUUGCUCUGGGAGCAGAUUCUAACUGGGAUGAAGGGGAAGCAGGCUGUGAUGGCAGAGAUGAAAGGGCAGAAGGGAAAAACCUGCAGGAAGAACUGGAAAACCUCAAGGCCCAAGAAGAACAACUUCAAAGAGAACUGUCAGAACUGGAGACUGAGAAUAAGCAAAUGGUGGCUGAGAUGAACCAGUUAAAGAAGAAAGAAAAAAGCUGUCAGGAAAUCCUGGAAAGAUAUGACUUCACCGAGUGGCAGGUAACGGAGUGGUGUGAACAACGUGCAGUCUUUAGUUUUCUUUAUGAUUCUAUUGAACUCACAGUGGUGUUUGGAACCCCCACAGAUGGUGAUGUUUUUGGUGAAGAUCCCUCCAGAAAGAUAGUUAGCCUGAACUUUGAAUCCUUCUUGGAUGAGGAAAAAGCACCACCUCCCUCGUGUUUAGUCCGAAGGCUUAUCUUCCAGUUCAUUGAAAGUCGGGGCUGCUGGCAGGAGAAGUGUCCCACACUGUACUACUUGCCCCAGGCUCUCCAUGACAUCUCUUUGGUGGUGAAUCGUUGCAAGAUCUUGGGAGAGGAGAUGGAAUAUCUGGAGAGAUGGGGUGGAAAGUUCAAUCUUCUGAAGACAGAGAUCAGUGACACAAAGGUGAAGCUUUUGUUCUCUGCUUCAAAAGUUUUUGCCAAGUUUGGGUUGACCCUGUCUCUAUCUGCCACCUACCCCUCUGCUCCACUGCCUUUUACUGUCCAAACCCACGUUGGAAAUAUUGGGGAGGAAGAGAUUUCUGCUGUUGUCUCCAAGGUACCAGUUGGUUAUCACUAUCUGCGGAGAAUAGUCAGCUCCAUUCACCAGAGCUUGCUCCAGGACCCCAGGCGAUUCCCUGGAUCCACUGGCAGGACUGAGGAAGUCAGACUGGAUGUUCUUUGAUUUCAGUGUUGGGAGUUCAAGUUGUCUCCCUAGAACAAGAGUGCUGUUAGCUGUACCUGCUCAGCUCUUAACUACUCUUGUUGACAUCCAGGGUGCUUGGUGUAGGGUACACGUUUUAUCGAAGCAGAGGACUCUAAAGAGGAGAAAGGAAUUUCUCAUGUCUUGGGUAAACCCAACCUGCUUUUUACCUUCUUUCAGUUACCAGUGGUCUUGGCUUCCUUAUAUAGUCCACCCUAGUAUGGAUGUUUGCCUGACAUAGGAUGUUAAUUUUGUUAUGGGUUGAUUUACAAAGCACUUGUUUAAACCAAUUAUGAGUAUUUUCUAAAUUACUAUGGCUGGAAUUUCCAUUAUCAUUCUUCACUCUGGUGUGGCCGUUCAACAGAGCCCAUCAUGUUUGACUUCUAUUCAUUCCCUGGAUUUCCUCCCAAAAGACAGCAACUGCAGUCCUGCUUCUGAUUAACAAAUACAUGACCAGGUAGCCAAAGGCAGAAAUACUCUUGGCAUGAAGACUAAAGACCCUUAGGCUUUACCAUGGACUUGGUGGUGCACCAGACUGGAAGCCACUGGGGUCCAUCCGCAUCUUGGAUGCUUGUUCUGAUGCUCUUUGUCCAGCACAGUCUCUAUGGGUUCCAGUAUGUUGUCUGAGUUUGGAAUGUGUUCGUUUUAGUGUGGAGAUGGAGCUGUUUAAGUUCAGGUGGAUCUAACACCAUGUGCAGCCUCCAGUUCUGCUGUAUAUAUUUUGUAUAUUGUGUAGGAAUGGAUCUGACCCUAAGGGAGUGUAUUGUGUAGAAGUGCCUCCAGUUCUCAGCUGCCCCUUCUGGAGGCAGGAGCAAAUCUUGGUGUCUGUAAAAUACGUUCUUGUGUGUUUGUGUUUAUCUAUUUUUGCCUUCUUUUACAGAUUUUCCUUCCAUUUGGAAGGUUGAAGUUCAUUAAAUGUUUGAAUUAUUGCUCA
Neopsephotus bourkii (Bourke's parrot) is the source of this 8356-nucleotide messenger RNA. It is a transcript of the gene KNL1, whose product is annotated as kinetochore scaffold 1. Gene Ontology annotation, biological process: cell division; protein localization to kinetochore; attachment of spindle microtubules to kinetochore. Gene Ontology annotation, cellular component: nucleus. Lineage: Eukaryota; Metazoa; Chordata; Aves; Psittaciformes; Psittacidae. The transcript has 19 exons. The record is from RefSeq and is a predicted model, not a curated record. Bases 529 to 7404 code for a protein of 2291 amino acids.